Doryrhamphus excisus (bluestripe pipefish) is the source of this 1431-nucleotide messenger RNA. It is a transcript of the gene med21, whose product is annotated as mediator complex subunit 21. Gene Ontology annotation, cellular component: mediator complex. Gene Ontology annotation, molecular function: transcription coregulator activity. Lineage: Eukaryota; Metazoa; Chordata; Actinopteri; Syngnathiformes; Syngnathidae. The record is from RefSeq and is a predicted model, not a curated record. Gene Ontology annotation, biological process: regulation of transcription by RNA polymerase II.
CGGAACAGUACAAGCUAAACUGCUAGGCUAAUAAACGAAGCACACUGUCGCGCUAUUUCAACAAGCCUGUCACAUACAUGAUCUAAUAUGUCGAGUAGAAUACAGCGCUGCUGUUAAAGAGACGUGUGAAGUGGAAUUGAAAUGGAGGAAUUACCUGGAGAACUCAAAGUGCAAGACAUUGGGAUUUAGUUUGCCUGUUACUUCCUGUUGAUGUUUGGUAGCUAAUAGCUAUAGGCUAAUCCACAUCAAUUGGUAACGCAAGACUCCUCGUUUUACUACCAGUCGCCUUCAAAACACAAUCAAUUAUGAGUGGCACGGUUUAAAGACUUUCUUCGCCGUUAAAAAGUAGCUAUUUGAAUUGUUGACAAAGACUAGAAACGAUAAAAGUCUAUCCAACAGCACACAUCUCGUCAAAUCUCGCGUGAUUACAAACAACAACGACGUGAGAUAACUUGACAACCCAUUUCUGCAAAUUCAUAUGAAUUACUAUAAUUACUCUAUAUACUACUAUAUGUGUGUGUGUGUGUGUAUAAAAUUAAAACAUUUCGGGGAUAAAAAGUAAAACACACUUAAAUUACCAUGUAGUGAGCAAGAGGGGGCAAUGUUGAGUCACAGUCGCGCCGUGGUUCAAGCGGCGCUCAAACUCAAACGAAGAAGACAGUAAACAAAUAUGGCGGAUAGGCUCACGCAGCUACAAGAUGCCGUCAAUUCGCUUGCAGACCAGUUUUGUAACGCUAUCGGGGUGCUUCAACAGUGUGCGCCGCCUGCCUCCUUCAGUAACAUUCAGACGUCGAUAAACAACGAUCAGCCUGCAAACCAAACCGAAGAAUAUGCUCAGCUGUUUGCAGCCCUAAUUGCCCGAACAGCCAAGGAUGUGGACAUACUCAUCGACUCUUUGCCAAGUGAGGAGUCCACGGCGGCUCUGCAGGCGGCCAGUCUGCGGCAGCUAGAAGAAGAGAACCAUGAGGCAGCAGCCCGUCUGAGGGAGGUGGUCACCCGGGGCGACAUGCUGCUGGAGAAGAUCCAGAGUGCCCUGGCAGACAUAGCUCAGUCUCAGCUCCGCACCCGCAAUGGCGCUCCCUGCCAGUCUUUGCCGCCUGAAUCCUGACAGCCCAAUUGCACACAUUACUUGACAUUCACUCUGACAUUCACAUGCUGGAUCUGUCUGUCUGGUCAAAAGCCAUAUUUCGUGAUGUCACCAUUAGACACACCAAAAUGUGGAAACAUGAAGCGUAAAAACUACAUUUCUACAUGAACAUGUCUCUUGGUAAACAGGCCGGUUUUGUAUGUUUUGUCUAUGUUGUAUAUUUGUUUUGUAAAUAUUUAUAAGCGACUUCAGGCUGAUUUAUAAAGUAACUUGACCAGCUCAGCCCAAUUUAAGCUCCAAUGUGACUUUUUUCUUUGUUAAAUAAAGCUUGAAUAAAAUGUCAA